GUAAAACUAUUCCCCGUGAAGGCUGCAGGGCAGAGGUCCAGGGCGCUUUGCUGGGAGCCUCGGGACCCCGGGCUGGGGGCCGUGGGGCGGCACCUUGCAAGCGGGCGGGCGGCGAGCGGCGAGCGGAGGCUUCCCGGCCUGGCAGCAACUCGCCCCUCCGCCCUCAGCCCUCCCGGCUCCGCUCCCCUCCCCCACGCCGCCCUGCCCCUCCCCCACGCCCCUUUCUCUUUCUUUCUUUCCUUCCCAGCUCGCUUGCCCCCACCCCAGCGGCGCCCGCCGGGCUCCUCGCCCAAUGGCCGCGGGGCCCGGGAACGCAUCAGCUGAUCGGCCCGGGCUCCUGGCCGCUGGGAGCCAAUCAGGGCACCGGGGGCGGCCCCGGGCCGCGGAUAAAGGGUGCGGGGCUGCUGGCGGCCUGCAGAGUCGAGAGUGGGAGAAGAGCGGAGCGUGUGAGCAGUACUGCGGCCUCCUCUCCUCUCCUAACCUCGCUCUCUCGGCCUACCUUUACCCGCCCGCCUGCUCGGCGCCCAGCGGGGAUCCUCCCCCAGCCGCAAGUCCACGAAGAAAGCAACGAAUGAAAAUGAUGAAGACGACGAGAAGUCGGACUCCUCGGGGUCGCGCUCUAGCUGCUUCGGCUUUGUCGCCUACUCCGUGAACUCCGGGGAGAAAUCUCGAGUCAAGAUUAAGACCUUAACCCACCAACCUGCCUGUUCCGACACCCCCCGGGCCGGCCGCUGUCUGUCCCCUUCUCCAUCGCCCUCUCCCAGAAAGCUCCGGUGCUUGGAGCAGCUAGAGUCUGAGAAAGAGGAGAGGCGCGAACGCCGCUCCAAAAAGAGAAGGGUUAAAGAGGGCAACCCUAACAAUACGCUUGACUUUCUGUGGCUGGGAACACCUUCCACCAUGACCACCUCAGCAAGUUCCCACUUAAAUAAAGGCAUCAAGCAGGUGUACAUGUCCCUGCCUCAGGGUGAGAAAGUCCAGGCCAUGUAUAUCUGGAUCGAUGGUACUGGAGAAGGACUGCGCUGCAAGACCCGGACCCUGGACAGUGAGCCCAAGUGUGUGGAAGAGUUGCCUGAGUGGAAUUUCGAUGGCUCUAGUACUUUACAGUCUGAGGGUUCCAACAGUGACAUGUAUCUCGUGCCUGCUGCCAUGUUUCGGGACCCUUUCCGUAAGGACCCUAACAAGCUGGUGUUAUGUGAAGUUUUCAAGUACAAUCGAAGGCCUGCAGAGACCAAUUUGAGGCACACCUGUAAACGGAUAAUGGACAUGGUGAGCAACCAGCACCCCUGGUUUGGCAUGGAGCAGGAAUAUACCCUCAUGGGGACAGAUGGGCACCCCUUUGGUUGGCCUUCCAACGGCUUCCCAGGCCCCCAGGGUCCAUAUUACUGUGGUGUGGGAGCAGACAGAGCCUAUGGCAGGGACAUCGUGGAGGCCCAUUACCGGGCCUGCUUGUAUGCUGGAGUCAAGAUUGCGGGGACUAAUGCCGAGGUCAUGCCUGCCCAGUGGGAAUUUCAAAUUGGACCUUGUGAAGGAAUCAGCAUGGGAGAUCAUCUCUGGGUGGCCCGUUUCAUCUUGCAUCGUGUGUGUGAAGACUUUGGAGUGAUAGCAACCUUUGAUCCUAAGCCCAUUCCUGGGAACUGGAAUGGUGCAGGCUGCCACACCAACUUCAGCACCAAGGCCAUGCGGGAGGAGAAUGGUCUGAAGUACAUCGAGGAGGCCAUUGAGAAACUAAGCAAGCGGCACCAGUACCACAUCCGUGCCUAUGAUCCCAAGGGAGGCCUGGACAAUGCCCGACGUCUAACUGGAUUCCAUGAAACCUCCAACAUCAACGACUUUUCUGCUGGUGUAGCCAAUCGUAGCGCCAGCAUACGCAUUCCCCGGACUGUUGGCCAGGAGAAGAAGGGUUACUUUGAAGACCGUCGCCCGUCUGCCAACUGCGACCCCUUUUCGGUGACAGAAGCCCUCAUCCGCACGUGUCUUCUCAAUGAAACCGGCGAUGAGCCCUUCCAGUACAAAAAUUAAGUGGACUAGACCUCCAGCUGUUGAGCCCCUCCUAGUUCUUCAUCCCACUCCAACUCUUCCCCCUCUCCCAGUUGUCCCGAUUGUAACUCAAAGGGUGGAAUAUCAAGGUCGUUUUUUUCAUUCCAUGUGCCCAGUUAAUCUUGCUUUCUUUGUUUGGCUGGGAUAGAGGGGUCAAGUUAUUAAUUUCUUCACACCUACCCUCCCUUUUUUCCCUAUCACUGAGGCUUUUUAGUGCAUUAGUGGGGAGGAGGGUGGGGAAACAUAACCACUGCUUCCAUUUAAUGGGGUGCACCUGUCCAAUAGGCGUAGCUAUCCGGACAGAGCACGUCUGCAGGAGGAGGACUUUUCUUCCAGGUAGCUGAAAGGGGAAGACCUGACUUACUCUGGUUAGGUUAGGACUUGCCCUUGUGGUGGAAACUUUUAAGAAGUUAUAACCAACUUUUCUAUUAAAAGUGGGAAUUAGGAGAGAAGGUAGGGGUUGGGAAUCAGAGAGAAUGGCUUUGGUCUCUUGCUUGUGGGACUAGCCUGGCUUGGGACUAAAUGCCCUGCUCUGAACACAAAGCUCAGUAUAAACUGAUGGAUAUCCCUACCUUGAAAGAAGAAAAGGUUCUUAUUGCUUGGUCCUUGAUUUAUCACACAAAGCAGAAUAGUAUUUUUAUAUUUAAAUGUAAAGACAAAAAACUAUAUGUAUGGUUUUGUGGAUUAUGUGUGUUUUGCUAAAGGAAAAAACCAUCCAGGUCACGGAGCACCAAAUUUGAGACAAAUAGUCGGAUUAGAAAUAAAGCAUCUCAUUUAGAGUAGGGAGCGAGGGAGGUGGUUCUUAGAAAGAUGGUGAUCUGGGGUUAGGCCCUCAUGACCCUUUUGGGUUUCUGCCCUGCCCACCCUCUGGAGAAGGUGGGCAAUGGAUUAGUUAACAGACGACACGUUACUAGCAGUCACUUGAUCUCCGUGGCUUUGGUUUAAAAGACACACUUGUCCACAUGGAUUUAGAGAUAAGAGUUGGCUGGUCAACUUGAGCAUGUUACUGACAGGGGGUAUUGGGGUUAUUUUCUGGUAGGAAUAGCAUGUCACUAAAGCAGGCCUUUUGAUAUUAAAUUUUUUAAAAAGCAAAAUUAUAGAAGUUUAGAUUUUAAUCAAAUUUGUAGGGUUUCUAGGUAAUUUUUACAGAAUUGCUUGUUUGCUUCAACUGUCUCCUACUUCUGCUCUUGGAGGAGAUGGGGACAGGGCUGGAGUCAAAACACUUGUAAUUUUGUAUCCUGAUGUCUUUGUUAAGACUGAUGAGGAAUUAUUUUUUUUCUUUUAUAAUAAGAAAUAAACCCCACCUUUAUUCCUUCAUUUCAUCUACCGUUUUCUGGUUCUUGUGUUGGCUGUGGCAGCCCAGCUGUGGUUUUCUUUUGCCAUGACAACUUCUAAUUGCCAUGUACAGUAUGUUCAAAGUCAAAUAACUCCUCAUUGUAAACAAACUGUAACUGCCCAAAGCAGCACUUAUAAAUCAGCCUAACAUAAGAUCUCUCUCAUGUGUUUGUGAUUCUUUCAAAUCCCUAUGUGCCAUUAUAUUCCUUUAUUUCCUAAAACAGGCAAAAUAAGCUCAAGUUUAUAUAUGAGUUUUUAAAACACUGGAGUGAUGUUGCUGACCAGCCCUUUUCCUGUACCUCUCUAAGUUGGGUAUUUGGGACUUAAGGGAUUAAGUUUUUCACCUAGUCUUAGUAACACACAAUCUUGGCAUUUCGUAGCCUAGAGUUUUGUAGCAGGGUACGAGCCCCACUCCUCCCCCUUCCUGUGCUCCCCUGAGUUUGGUUUUGGCUUAGCAUAACAUUGUUUUGACCAUUCCUGGCCUAAUAGAAUAGCCUAACAUACUUAAUGUA
Messenger RNA from Nomascus leucogenys (northern white-cheeked gibbon), 3884 nucleotides. RefSeq names its product glutamate-ammonia ligase (gene GLUL). NCBI's taxonomy places the organism in Eukaryota, Metazoa, Chordata, Mammalia, Primates, Hylobatidae. Bases 898 to 2019 code for a protein of 373 amino acids. Gene Ontology annotation, molecular function: glutamine synthetase activity. Gene Ontology annotation, cellular component: cytoplasm. The transcript is spliced from 8 exons. The record is from RefSeq and is a predicted model, not a curated record.